AUGGAAAGACUUGAUUGUACUAAUUUGGAUUAUUCCGUGCAAUAUGCAGAGAUGUAUAAAGAUAGAACAUUGCGUUUGGGCCGUGAACUUGAAAAGUACUUAGGAGGUUUAGGAUACACUAAAAGUACAACUCCUAUGGAACAAGAAACUCUACUGAUCGGCUGUAUUAGCAUAACAACUGCAAGAGCAUCUGUAGCUAAGAUAAUUCACCAAAUAGAUAAAGUAGGCGAAGUAGUUGAUCCAGCAAUUACAGAGGAGAAGGAGUACUUUAUUGAAAGUGCUGAAAUAGAAAGGAUUAAGCUUGAGUUGCCAGCAGAUGAAGAGAAAAGUCUUAUCUCUGGUGCGGUAGUAGGUUUAAUUGGUCAGAAAGUAGGAAUGUCCUUUAAAGUCACCCAAGUAAUCUAUCCCAUUACUGCUUAUACUGGACCUCAACCUCCUGUUUCAGUAGGUGAUAGUGAGAGUCCGCCUUGUAAACGGAUGGAUUUUGGUGAGCAAGAAGUAGUGGUUCUGCCCCGUGUCAAUGGUUUAGGAGGGAAGAAGUCUUUACUCAACCUGUUCCAGACUCGAGGUAAAGUACCAGAGAAGGUCUUUCUACUGGAAGGAUUAGUUGCUGAUGGAGGUAAGAUUGAUGGAGUUGAUAAGACUGGUAAGAUUGAUGUAAUUGAUAAGAAACUAUCUUCUUUUGGUUUACGGGAGUUAAUAGCUGGAAUGGAGAAACAGGUGUGCUUGAUUCCUGGGGCUGAAGAUUAUGUGCCUUUGAUGGUGCCGUAUACACCGCCAUCAAGAGAGUUGUUGCAUAUUGGUGAAGAGUGCCAAAUUCUGACUAAUCCGGCGGUUGUAACUGUUUUUGGCCAACGAGUUGUCUUUUGUCCUCUUGCUAUUGUUAAGGAGAUUAUGUGGUACUUUGGUAGUGAAGGUAGUGAAGAUAUUAAUGAGUACUUCCGGGCAAUGGAGUGCAUUAUUAGGUGCCGGCAUAUUUCACCGACAUCCCCGGAUAGAUGCCCGACUUAUCCUCUUAAGACUGAUCCUUUUGUUUUAGAUACGGUUCCGGAUGUGCUAGUUCUGUGUGUGGAUAAGCUUGGGCCGGAAAUUAGAGACUUUGCUUUUGAAAAUGGCUCGGUGGCUUUGGUGGUUCUUUCUAGUCCAGAUAAAGGUGUUCUCUUUAUGCGUGAAGAAGGACUGGCUCUCGAAAUUCUUUAA
This is a messenger RNA of Nematocida homosporus, 1200 nucleotides long. RefSeq lists its product as uncharacterized. The record is from RefSeq and is a predicted model, not a curated record. Gene Ontology annotation, molecular function: DNA binding. Gene Ontology annotation, cellular component: DNA polymerase complex. Lineage: Eukaryota; Fungi; Microsporidia. The coding region runs from base 1 to 1200 and encodes 399 amino acids. Gene Ontology annotation, biological process: DNA replication; DNA strand elongation involved in DNA replication. The transcript has a single exon.